AUGGAUCGACGAUUGAAAGCUCUAUACUUCACUUCGCCGUGCAGGUUCCAGGGCGAUAUAUUUCGCAGAAGGUACAGAAUGCGACCUCAUGUGUUUGACCAAAUGAUGCAUGAUGUCGCCAACCAUGAUCCGUACUUCGUGAAAACUGAUGAUGCCUCCGGCAGAGUUGGUUUGUCUACCGAACAAAAGCUGACUUGUGCUAUGAGGAUGCUUGCUUACGGGCUUCCGGCUGACCUGUGUGAUGAGUUUCUAGACGUAGCUGAAUCUACAGCUUUGGAGAUCUUGUCGCACUUUACUAGAGCAAUUUGGAAUGUGUACCACGAUCAUUACCUUCGUCGACCAACUCCGGCAGAUUUGCAGCGGUUGCUCAAUGUUGCCGACAAAAGGGGGUUCCCCAGAAUGGUGGGAAGUCUCGAUUGUGAGGCUCCUCGAGUUUCUUACUAUGUAGGUGAUAGAGAAUAUGGCCAAUGCUACUACCUAGUCGAUGGGAUCUACCCUAAAUGGGGAUCUUUUGUGAAAGCAAUUAGAAAUCCAAUUACUCCAGAGCAAGCUCAUUUUACAAAGAUGCAGGAGUCAUACAGAAAAGACGUGGAGAUGGCUUUUGGCAUUCUCCAAGCUCGUUUUGCAAUAGUAAGAGGACCCGCCCGUGGAUGGGAUAGGGAGGAUCUAUCAUACAUCAUGAUGACCUGCAUUAUUUUGCACAACAUGAUUGUCGAUGAUGAGCGUGAAGAAGAUGAAGAGUCGCCUUUUGACCCCGAUGAUAUCCCCACCAGACCAAGGAAAGCACAAAUAUAUGAGAGGUAUGAGGAUGAUCAUGAGGUUGAGCGCAACCGUCCUGAACUUGAGGAGUUCAUGACCCGUUAUCAGGGGGUUAGAUGCCCAAUUGUGCAUAGAGUCCUUCAAGGAGAUUUGGUUAAUCACCUCUGGAACAUGAAGCUGCAAGCAGAGCGGAACCGCAGAUGA
Molecule: messenger RNA, 963 nt
Organism: Rosa chinensis
Lineage: Eukaryota; Viridiplantae; Streptophyta; Magnoliopsida; Rosales; Rosaceae
Exons: 2
Coding region: 1-963 (320 amino acids)
Source: RefSeq, a predicted model, not a curated record